GUGUUGUCUUGUGUGCUCUCCUGUGCUGGAGUGAAUUUUAUCCCUGGACUGCCUGUUGACAGAACAUCGCAGUUGUACCGGUUUGGGAGCAAAAUAUGGAAUGUGUUUCACUGCUGACCGAAGGCAGCCAAAUGAACAGUAUUUAUAGUAGUUUGAAAAUCAGCAGUUAGCAGUUUCUUCACAUUCUAACACUACCCAGCACUUUCCAGAGAGAACUCAUUGUUUACAAGAAAUCUGCUUUCCAAAUCCGUUGCGGUGCCCUCCAGCCUUGACUAUUAACUAUUUGCAAAGGGGAAGCUAAUCUACGGUUUGGGGAAAGAUGGCAAUGGAUGGGUACCUGUGGAUGGUCAUUGUGGGUUUUAUCAUUGCUUUUAUUUUAGCCUUUUCGGUUGGUGCAAAUGAUGUUGCCAAUUCUUUCGGAACGGCUGUGGGCUCUGGUGUCGUUACUUUACGCCAGGCUUGCAUUUUGGCUUCAGUUUUUGAAACCACUGGCUCAGUAUUACUGGGAGCAAAAGUCGGAGAAACAAUUCGGAAAGGUAUCAUUGAUGUUAACCUGUACAACAACACUGUCCCACUGCUGAUGGCAGGAGAAGUGAGUGCAAUGGUUGGUUCUGCUGUUUGGCAGCUGAUUGCGUCAUUCUUGAAACUCCCGAUAUCAGGGACCCAUUGCAUCGUAGGUGCUACGAUUGGAUUUUCUCUGGUGGCAAUUGGCACGCAGGGAGUCCAGUGGAUGCAGCUUGUCAAGAUCGUUGCCUCUUGGUUUAUCUCCCCACUGUUAUCUGGCUUGAUGUCUGGAAUCCUGUUUGUGCUGAUUAGAUUCUUCAUUUUAAACAAGGAAGACCCUGUGCCCAAUGGUCUCCGUGCACUUCCAGUGUUUUAUGCUGCUACCAUAGCUAUUAACGUGUUUUCCAUCAUGUACACGGGGGCACCAG
Molecule: messenger RNA, 932 nt
Organism: Balearica regulorum gibbericeps (East African grey crowned-crane)
Lineage: Eukaryota; Metazoa; Chordata; Aves; Gruiformes; Gruidae
Source: RefSeq, a predicted model, not a curated record